Torulaspora globosa is the source of this 966-nucleotide messenger RNA. It is a transcript of the gene LSP1, whose product is annotated as lipid-binding protein LSP1. The transcript has a single exon. Gene Ontology annotation, biological process: eisosome assembly; endocytosis; negative regulation of protein kinase activity. The coding region runs from base 1 to 966 and encodes 321 amino acids. Gene Ontology annotation, cellular component: eisosome filament; plasma membrane. The record is from RefSeq and is a predicted model, not a curated record. Gene Ontology annotation, molecular function: lipid binding. Lineage: Eukaryota; Fungi; Ascomycota; Saccharomycetes; Saccharomycetales; Saccharomycetaceae.
AUGCACAGAACAUAUUCCUUGAGAAGCUCUAGAGCUCCAACUGCCUCUCAAUUGGCUUCACCACCUCCACCACCAUCGACUACGAAGUCGAAGUUUUUCGGUAAGGCUUCAAUUGCUACUUCGUUCAGAAAGAAUGCUGCUGGUAACUUUGGUCCGGAAUUGGCCAGGAAAUUGUCUCAAUUGGUUACUACUGAGAAGGGAGUGUUGAGAUCGAUGGAAGUAGUGGCCAACGAGCGUCGUGCAGCCGCCAGACAGUUGUCCUUGUGGGGAGCUGACAACGAUGACGACGUAUCCGAUGUCACCGAUAAACUAGGUGUCUUGAUCUAUGAAUUGGGUGAGCUGCAAGAUCAGUUUAUCGACAAGUACGAUCAGUACCGUGUCACUUUGAAGUCUAUUAGAAACAUCGAGGCUUCCGUGCAGCCUUCCAGAGAUCGUAAGGAGAAGAUCACCGAAGAGAUUGCGCAUUUGAAGUAUAAGGAUCCUCAGUCCACAAAAAUUCCGGUCCUGGAGCAGGAAUUGGUCCGUGCCGAGGCUGAAUCUUUGGUUGCUGAAGCUCAGCUUUCAAACAUCACUAGAGAGAAGAUGAAGGCAGCAUUCAACUAUCAAUUUGAUUCAAUCAGAGAAUUGGCGGAGAAGUUCGCUUUGAUUGCAGGUUAUGGUAAGGCCUUGUUAGAACUGUUGGACGAUUCUCCAGUGACUCCCGGUGAGACAAGACCAGCUUACGAUGGUUACGAUGCUUCCAGGCAGAUUAUCAUGGACGCUGAAGCAGCAUUGGAGUCAUGGACCCUGGAUAUCGCGGCUGUGAAACCAACUCUAUCUUUCCACCAGACUGCUGAAGACGUCUAUGAAGAAGAGGAAGUGGAAGAGGAAGCAGAAGAGCAAGAAGAGAUUGGUGGCGGUGAUCAAUUGGCCAGUGACCACGAAGAUGUUGCUGGACCAGAUGGCGAACACUCAGCGGCUGUUUAA